AUGCAGAUUGCCACUUCGGAACAAUGGAAUAACCACACUGCCAUAACGGAGUUCAUCCUGCUGGGAUUUGGAGAAGAUCAUGAGUUCCAGAUUGUUCUUUUUCUGUUGUUUGCGGUGAUCUACAUUCUUACCCUGACAGCAAACAUCCUCAUUGUUAUAUUGGUGGUGUCCGAUCAGCAUCUUCACACACCCAUGUACUACUUCCUAGGGAAUUUGUCCUUCUUGGAGGUCUGUAAUAGCUCAACCAUUCUGCCCAAGAUGCUGGCAAGAUUCUUAACUGGGGACAACUCCAUUUCUGUUUGGGGAUGUUUCACACAACUGUUUUGCUUUGGUUGCCUUGCCGGUAUUGAAUGUUACCUUCUGUCGCUGAUGUCUUUUGAUAGGUAUGUUGCUAUAUGCAAACCACUUCAUUAUGCAACUAUUAUGAAUGGCAGGAUCAUUCUGUACCUUCUAGUAGGUUCUUGGCUAUGUUCAGCAUCUAUUUUAAUUCUCACCAUAUCUAUGAUUUCACAAUUAUCUUUUUGUGGCCCCAACGAAAUUGACCACUUCUUCUGUGAUUUCAGCCCACUACUCCAACUCUCCUGCGGUGACAUAAGCCAUAUCAAAUUAUUGCCUUUCAUAUUUGGACCAAUUGAUAUACUACCUCCAUUCAUAUUAACCAUCACUUCUUAUGUUUGCAUAAUUACUGCCAUCUUGAGAAUUUCAUCUGCCACUGGUAGACAAAAAGCUUUUGCCACUUGUUCCUCUCACCUCAUUGUGGUCACUAUUUUCUAUGGGACACUAAUGAUUGUGUAUAUCUUGCCAAACACCAGCACACUCAGAGCUCUUAAAAAGGUAUUUUCUAUUCCAUACACUGUCCUGACCCCUAUGGUGAAUCCCCUCAUAUACAGUCUGAGAAACAAAGAAGUGAAGGAAUCUUUUAAAAGGACUGUACAUAGAUUCAUCUGUUUUAAUGAAAUUAAGAAAUUUUAG
This is a messenger RNA of Eublepharis macularius, 972 nucleotides long. Its product is annotated as olfactory receptor 10A7-like. The record is from RefSeq and is a predicted model, not a curated record. Gene Ontology annotation, biological process: G protein-coupled receptor signaling pathway. Gene Ontology annotation, molecular function: olfactory receptor activity; G protein-coupled receptor activity. Bases 1 to 972 code for a protein of 323 amino acids. The transcript has a single exon. Gene Ontology annotation, cellular component: membrane. Lineage: Eukaryota; Metazoa; Chordata; Lepidosauria; Squamata; Eublepharidae.